This is a messenger RNA of Prorocentrum cordatum, 155 nucleotides long. The record is from the annotation of a GenBank genome assembly. Lineage: Eukaryota; Dinophyceae; Prorocentrales; Prorocentraceae.
GCUCCGCCUCGCGGUGCGGAGCCCCGCUACAGUGACCACCGGCCAGGGGGAGACCGGCACCUGGACCAUGAUCUACGACGAGGGCUUCGAGGUGGCGGUCGGCGGCAAGGUGUUCUUCGCCUUCUCGAAGUUCGAGAUGGUCGCGGACGGGCAAG